Molecule: messenger RNA, 366 nt
Organism: Closterium sp. NIES-65
Lineage: Eukaryota; Viridiplantae; Streptophyta; Zygnematophyceae; Desmidiales; Closteriaceae
Source: the annotation of a GenBank genome assembly
AUGGGUGCGGGUGGUGCAACGGCAAUGGGUGCGGGUGGUGCAACGGCAAUGGGUGCGGGUGGUGCAACGGCAAUGGGUGCGGGUGGUGCAACGGCAAUGGGUGCGGGUGGUGCAACGGCACUGGGUGCGGGUGGUGCAACGGCACUGGGUGCGGGUGGUGCAACGGGUGGUGCAACGGCAAUGGGUGCGGGCGGUGCAAUGGGUGCAAUAGGUGCGGGUGGUGCAACGGGUGGUGCAACAGGUGGUGCAACGGGCACGUUCCCCAGAGAUACUUUCACCGCUUGUAGAGGCCUGUCCGGCAAACAGACUACUAGUGAGCAGAAGCCACGCGCAGACAACGAGAGCGAGAGGCAGACGAGGAGUUAA